CUGUAAUUAAGCAGCUGUUUGAGGAUGGCAAAACACACGCAGAGAUUUCCGCGGCGCUUCAGCAGGCAGGUGUGCCGAGAUGCUCAGUGAUGUCUGUAAGAAGAUUCUGUGCUAGACACCAGCUCAGGCGAAAGGGCCAUGUGUCAGAUGCACAACUGGAAAGUGCAAUCAGGUCAUCAAUUGAUAAGACAGGUCCAUCUUACGGUCGGAAAUUCAUGACGGGAUACCUGUCAUCAGUGGGGGUGAGGGCAGGAGAACCUCGAGUAGGAAGGGUUCUCAGAGAGGUGCACCAGCCUUAUAAUGAGCUGCGUCGCCAGGACAGCAGUUGCCAACAACAGCAUGUGGGACCAAAUUCGAGUGGAUCAUGGCAGGGAGUUCUACUUGAGCCUGUACAUGCAAGAAAAGCUGUCUCAACACAGACAUAACAUCAACAGGCUACCUUAUGUGCAGACAACUUCUUCAAGGAACCUUCGUGUGGAAAGAAUUUGGCCAGAGGUCAAUAAUCGGGUUAACUAUCCCCUAAAACAGGCCCUGGUUCACCUGCUGGAUCAGGAGUUACUUGACAUGCAGGAUAAUGUGACCAAAUUUUGUGUCUCCAACCUGACAUGUCAAGUGAGUCAGAUUGGACUUGGCAGAGUUGUGCAGUCCUGGAAUGCCCACAGAAUACCAGGCAGAGGGAUACCAAACCAACUUGCAGCUGGAGGUUGUCCAGUAAGAAUUCCCCCACAGCUGCUGCCCAGUGCUGCUGAAGCAGCACACAUGUAUGAGCAGGAGUUGGGGUCCUCCCUGACUUGGGCAUCUACCUUUGGCUCUGACCCAUUUUCAUCGGAGGAAGACCGGUAUGGUGCUGAGCAGCUGUUUGGAGAGAGGUUUCCAGAUAUGUCUCUUCUUUUUGGAACAGCUGUUAACAAUGACUAUAGUGUGUUUCAGGAAGCACUGUUCUACCUGAUCGAUGUCACUGAAAGAUAUGCAAGAUGAAUAUACUGUAGGUGGGGAUAUGUCAAACAAGCCAUAUUUGUACAGUAAUUUUGUGGAAAUGUAUUUUGUAUGCUCAAUUGUAAAUGAGUAAAUGAAGAGUUUCUUUAGAACUUUGCAGAACUUUUUCUUUUAAUGUAAAAAACACAAGUAUAAAAUCUUGUAAACCCUGUACUGAGUGUCACAAUAACUUCUAACAUGCUGAAAAAGUGCUUUAAGUUUUAACAUUAUAUACUUACAUAGUUACAUUACAAAACACAGUUCUCUACACAACUGUAGAAACAAACAUUGGUUUCCACCAUAGCAGAAAGACUACUCGAAUAACUUUUUCAGUGGCGCCAGCGCCUCAGAGAGUC
This is a messenger RNA of Sphaeramia orbicularis (orbiculate cardinalfish), 1331 nucleotides long. RefSeq lists its product as uncharacterized. The transcript has 5 exons. Lineage: Eukaryota; Metazoa; Chordata; Actinopteri; Kurtiformes; Apogonidae. The coding region runs from base 301 to 978 and encodes 225 amino acids. The record is from RefSeq and is a predicted model, not a curated record.